This is a messenger RNA of Penicillium alfredii, 1860 nucleotides long. Its product is annotated as putative serine/threonine protein kinase (Nrc-2). Lineage: Eukaryota; Fungi; Ascomycota; Eurotiomycetes; Eurotiales; Aspergillaceae. Bases 1 to 1860 code for a protein of 619 amino acids. Gene Ontology annotation, cellular component: cytoplasm; nucleus; plasma membrane. The record is from RefSeq and is a predicted model, not a curated record. Gene Ontology annotation, biological process: protein phosphorylation. The transcript has 5 exons. Gene Ontology annotation, molecular function: protein serine/threonine kinase activity; ATP binding.
AUGACGCAACUCUUCGCGUCCAGUCCAUCGACCAUGUCGAACGAAAAGCGUGGGAAUUUCCCCGGUCUCUCUCUCCCGUCCCGAAAACACUCCAACGAGUCAGGCCAUUUGCCGACAAAAAUCAAGAAUUUCUUCCGCAUCAACAGCUCCAGCAGCCACUCGUCCCAUGGGCAUAGUUCUGGCAGCCACGACCGCGAGCGCGACAGGGAUAGUCAUGCCAGCCCUCCCAAGAACGAGAAAUCUACCUUUAGACAGUCUCGCUUUCUCCCGGCUAUCGGUCGCAACCGGUCGACAACCGUCGCGAGUGAAGGCAACCCUCUGGACGAUGGCAUGUCGCCCACCGCAACGGCGAACCCGUACUUUGCCCACCAGGGCCAGCCCGCCUUGCGGCAUCGGAAUGAGGGCUCCGCUACCACCGCGAACAAGGAGGAAUUGGCGCGCAAGUUGCGCCGGGUAGCCUCAGCCCCAAAUGCCCAGGGUAUGUUUGCCAGUCAAGGUGACGAGCGCCCUCGAACUGCCGAUAUGGGCAAGGAGCCUCUUGUGGAGCUUCCGGGUCCCGAUGGAUCUGUGGGGUUGGUGGACCCGAACAGUGAGAAAGAGAUACUGGCCGUGCCAUCUGCAGACCCAGAUACCAAAAUCCCGAGCGCUGGUCAGCUCCGGACCAGUGUUUCUUUCCACCGAACAUACAGCUCGAACUCGAUCAAGGUCCGCAAUGUCGAAGUCGGUCCAGCGAGUUUUGAUAAGAUCAAGUUGAUUGGUAAGGGCGACGUGGGAAAGGUUUAUUUGGUGCGCGAGAAGAAGUCGAGUCGUCUCUAUGCCAUGAAAGUGCUGAGCAAGAAGGAAAUGAUCAAGCGGAACAAGAUCAAACGUGCUUUGGCAGAGCAAGAGAUUCUGGCCACAAGCAAUCAUCCAUUCAUUGUCACUCUGUACCAUUCUUUCCAAUCCGAAGAUUACCUAUAUCUCUGCAUGGAGUACUGCAGCGGUGGCGAAUUCUUCCGAACUCUGCAAACUCGCCCUGGAAAGUGUAUUUCCGAGGAUGCUGCUCGAUUCUACGCUGCCGAAGUCACUGCGGCCUUGGAAUACCUUCAUCUGAUGGGCUUCAUCUACCGUGACUUGAAGCCGGAGAACAUCCUCUUGCAUCAAUCAGGUCACAUCAUGCUUUCGGACUUUGAUCUGUCCAAGCAGUCUGGGCCCGGCGGUGCCCCUACCAUGAUCCCUGCGCGCACUGGCGGCAGCUCUACCACGGCUCUGCCUACCAUUGACACCAAGUCAUGUAUCGCCGAUUUCCGAACCAAUUCCUUUGUCGGAACAGAAGAGUACAUUGCACCGGAAGUGAUCAAGGGCUGCGGUCACACCAGUGCCGUGGAUUGGUGGACCCUGGGUAUCCUGGUCUACGAGAUGCUGUAUGGCACCACGCCCUUCAAGGGCAAGAACCGCAAUGCGACCUUUGCCAGUAUCUUGCGGGAUGAGGUGUCAUUCCCCGAGCAUUCGGGUGCACAACAAACCUCCAAUAUGUGCAAAUCCCUGAUCCGCAAGCUACUCAUCAAGGAUGAAACCAAGCGACUUGGCGCCCGUGCCGGUGCCUCCGAUGUCAAGACACACCCGUUCUUCCGGCAAACCCAGUGGGCUCUCAUUCGUCAUAUGAAGCCCCCCAUAAUCCCGCACCAGGGCCGCGCCGGUACCGACACUGUGAACUUCCGCAAUGUUAAGGAAAGUGCCAGUGUUGAUAUUGGUGGCUACAAUACGACCAAAAUGGAGGGCGUGCCCAUGGACUCCGGCCUGGCGACCCCGAACGCCGAGUUGAAUGAUCCCUUCGAGGAGUUCAACAGCGUUACUCUCCACCAUGAGGGAGAUUCAUGA